CCAUGUUACUCUUGGGUCGCUUAUAUGUAUGCAUAUAUAUAAUUAUGCGGACAAAUUAGCAAAGAAAAAGGGAAGAAGACAUCCAAGUAGCUGGGCUACGAAUGGCGUCUCCGGUGCUUCUUCUGCUUCUGUUCGCCUCGGCUUUGCAGAUGUGCUCGGCCGUGGACCCCGUGGGCACGUACUGCGCCAAGAACUUCACGGGCGUGCAGACGCAGGCGAGCAUCGGCCAGGUGCUCGCCUCCCUCGUCCCGCGCGCCUCGGCCGCCUACUACGCCACGGCCACCGCCGGCAGCGGCGGCUCCGCCGUCUGGGGCCUCGCGCAGUGCCGCGGCGACAUCCCGGCCCCCGACUGCGCGCUCUGCGUCGCCGCGGCCGCCGGCCACCUGGCCUCGGCGUGCCGGGGCCAGGCGGACGCGCGGGCCUGGUACGACUACUGCUUCCUGCGCUACAGCGACGCCGACUUCCGGGGCCUGCCGGACACCGGGUACGCGCUCAUCCUCAUCAACACCAUGAACGCCAGCGGCGACCCCUACGAGUUCGACCGCGCGGAGAGCGAGCUCAUGGCGCGGGUGGCGGCCGCGGCCGGCGGCGGGCUGGCCAGGGAGACGGCGAGGUUUGGAUCGGCGACCACCAUCUACGGGCUCGGGUGGUGCACCAGGGACAUCACCGCCGCCGACUGCGGGCUGUGCGUGGCGCAGGCCGUGGCGGAGCUGCCCAACUACUGCCGCUUCCGGCGCGGCUGCCGCGUGCUCUACAGCAGCUGCAUGGCGCGCUACGAGACCUACCCCUUCUUCUUCCCCGUCAGCGGCGCCGCCGCCGCUUCCUCCCACGACGGCGAGUACCAGAAAGUCAUCUUCAACCCCUAGUUAUGUGGCGAAUUAUGGUGGAAAAUGCAUGAACUUUCCAUGGUGUGCUGUGGCUUCCAGUAGCGCCCAUAAGUGCUAAGUGUUUGUUUGAAAAUUAAUUAUGCUCUGCUCAAUAAAAUCGACCGGCACUAUAUAUCUUGUUCCCGUUCGUUCACCCAAAUGUUUGCACCACUCCUAACUAGUAUAUAUCCGUUAGUGGCCUGAUUAUAUUGUAGUGUGUGGCUAAGUGGUUGUUA
Panicum virgatum (switchgrass) is the source of this 1102-nucleotide messenger RNA. RefSeq names its product cysteine-rich repeat secretory protein 55-like. The record is from RefSeq and is a predicted model, not a curated record. Bases 102 to 866 code for a protein of 254 amino acids. NCBI's taxonomy places the organism in Eukaryota, Viridiplantae, Streptophyta, Magnoliopsida, Poales, Poaceae. The transcript has a single exon.